Molecule: messenger RNA, 1012 nt
Organism: Lucilia cuprina (Australian sheep blowfly)
Lineage: Eukaryota; Metazoa; Arthropoda; Insecta; Diptera; Calliphoridae
Gene: eIF2Balpha
Product: translation initiation factor eIF-2B subunit alpha
Exons: 5
Coding region: 92-1012 (306 amino acids)
Biological process (GO): translational initiation
Cellular component (GO): eukaryotic translation initiation factor 2B complex
Molecular function (GO): translation initiation factor activity; guanyl-nucleotide exchange factor activity
Source: RefSeq, a predicted model, not a curated record
CGCCGCUAUUAUAUUUGUCGGCUCAGGUCUCUGCUAUGCGUGUCAAGAUUUUUAACAAAUUUCGCUAAUAUUUUGUAAAUUAUUUAAGAAAAUGCCUUUAUCACCACAAAAGAAAGAUGAUUUUGACGUGGUCAAAUAUUUCCUUAAAUUGCUGGACGAUGACAAGGAUCUCUCAUCAGGCAUUGCGGCCAUUAAAACUCUUUUAAUGAUUUUGGAAAAGAAACAAUUUGGCACUAUUCAUAUUUUACAAAACACCAUGCAAGAAGCUGUGGCCGCCAUGCGUAACACAGAUCUUUCCAUUGCUGCUGUGGUUUCAGGCGGAGAAUUGUUUUGUCGUUUUAUUACAUUAAGUUUGGAUGAUCGAGGCAUGGAAGAAUGUCGCGAGAUUAUGUUAAAUCGUGGCAAAAUAUUUUUAACCAAAUUAUUGAAUUCUCGUAAUGUUAUUGCUCAACAAGCUCAAAAGUUUAUUACCGAUGGUUGUCGCGUUUUGACCCAUUCCAGAUCCCGUGUAGUUUUAAAAGCUCUACUGACUGCCGCCAAGGCCAAUAAACAGUUUCAUGUGUUUGUUACACAAGGCGGACCAGAUAACUCAGGUGAACAAAUGAUAGCUGAAUUAGAAAGAGCUGGUAUUGACUGCACCAUGAUCUUAGAUUCUGCUACUGGCUAUGUUAUGGAAUCGGUAGAUUUUGUUAUGGUGGGAGCAGAGGCAGUUGUAGAAAGUGGUGGUAUUAUUAAUCGUAUUGGUAGUUUUACCAUGGGUCUGUGUGCCAGAGAAAUGAAAAAACCUUUCUAUGUACUUGCCGAAAGUUUCAAAUUUACAAGGCUAUAUCCUCUGAAUCAAAGAGAUUUGCCAGAUGAAUACAAGUACUCACGUAAACACUUGAGUGAUGUUUCCAAAGUUCAUCCUUUGGUAGAUUAUACACCACCUGCUUAUAUAACCCUAUUGUUUACAGAUUUAGGUAUUUUAACACCUUCAGCUGUAAGUGAUGAAUUGAUUAAACUUUACAUGUAA